This is a messenger RNA of Hypoxylon trugodes, 354 nucleotides long. RefSeq lists its product as uncharacterized. The record is from RefSeq and is a predicted model, not a curated record. NCBI's taxonomy places the organism in Eukaryota, Fungi, Ascomycota, Sordariomycetes, Xylariales, Hypoxylaceae. The transcript has a single exon. The coding region runs from base 1 to 354 and encodes 117 amino acids.
AUGUCGCAUAAUAGCGGUGGCUAUUUCUAUUAUCGAUACACAUACGAUUGUCCCUACACUGACGCUAACGGCAAUCAUCAUACUGACGAUACCUACGAUACUGCGCUGUACUCCCCAGCUGCUCGUCAGGACCAUAAAGAACAAACCAAAUGGUAUAAGGAAAAGUUUCUUCCGGCCGCGCAAGCAGACAUCGAGAAGAACUUCUAUGGAGAUGCAGAUAGGAACACGAAGGGCCGCAAAUACGACCGAUACCAAUCCAACUUCAUCAGGCAGAUUGACUUCAUGUGGACCAAGACCCUUCCUACUCAUGACACUGGGCCGCUGAGAGGGUAUGCAUAUGGCAAGGAAAUCUGA